GCCUGCGUGGGCGUCACCGUGCACACAUAUGAUCCGUAUGAUUUCUGCGGCGAGAAUGGCCGCACCGAGUACUAUGCCAAUUCCAACGCCAUGAAAAAAGAUCUGAGCUCCCAGUUCAAAGACAUCCGCGAUUGGGCCUUCGACACGUUCAUCCCUGUGUAUGUAGGCGAGUACGGUGUUGGGCGCCAGAUGGAUCGACAGUGGGAUAGAGACAACGAAAUAGUCCGAGAGUACUACAAGUUUACGGCCAACCACUUCCGCGAGAGCGGCAUGGCCGUUGCUGCCUGGGAUGAUCCUGGAUGGUUCGGUAUCUACAACCAGCAGCA
Symbiodinium sp. CCMP2456 is the source of this 326-nucleotide messenger RNA. Lineage: Eukaryota; Dinophyceae; Suessiales; Symbiodiniaceae. The record is from the annotation of a GenBank genome assembly.